Messenger RNA from Thamnophis elegans (Western terrestrial garter snake), 5897 nucleotides. Its product is annotated as protein GAMETE EXPRESSED 1-like. The transcript has 10 exons. The coding region runs from base 3699 to 5183 and encodes 494 amino acids. Lineage: Eukaryota; Metazoa; Chordata; Lepidosauria; Squamata; Natricidae. The record is from RefSeq and is a predicted model, not a curated record.
AUUCUUUGUUGUGCUUUUUUGAUGACGUUUUUGAUGUUAGGUGUCCAUUUUAGGUCUUGAGAUAUGAGAAUCGUAUCAAGUUAUUUGAGAUUAAACGAUACCUUUGGAAUUACCAGGCACAAAUUCAAAGUUUUUUUUAGAAAGGCAGUUUUAAAGUAUUAUUCAAAUCUGUGAGGAUUUUUUUUUAAAUUAGUCCAGCUUUGUGGCGAAUAAUAUAAUUUUUCUAUAAUCCACAAUUAUAAUUCUGGACAAAUAAUUUUACGACUUACAAUAUAAGGUCUAUUGAAGUAACAAAUGGCAGGAAACUGCUCUUUUAAUUAAUGCAAGUUGUAGGUACUUGGAAGCUAUUAUUUCUGUCUGGUACAAAUGCAUCCCUAACCUGUUGGUUGACCAAUCUAGUUUUGUAGCUUUUUGAAAUGGAAGAAAAACUUGUUUAACCAGAUUUAUCAAGUGCCAUACAGUAAUCUUAGCCUUUUUGCAUUAUCUUUCAUUAACUUUGACAAAUAUUACUUGCAGUUUGCAGGUAUUUUCUCUCCAAACAGAUUUUACUAUUAAAUGUAAUCAUGCAAGAUAUCCAACACAAAUUGAUGUUAAAUACUUCUAACCUGCAACAUUCCAAUAGUAUAGUAACUGGAAAGGGAGCAUUCCAAUAGUAGUAUAGUAACAACUGGAAAGGGAGAGCACCGGAUGUAAAUUAAUUCAAAUUAGGCUUGUGUGCAAACAUGCUUAUAUCAAAUCUGGUUCACAUUUGAACCAUAAUGGAUUUUGAGUUAUUAAACUUAUGGUUUAUAAACCAUAGCAUAUGACCAAUAUGAUUGUAACCAAUUACACUCGGCAAACUGACAUACCGGUACUUUGUAAAUCACAUUUAGUAAUGAUCUAGGUUCUAGUUUAUACAGUACAAUAAUGUAAUAUUGGUUACUUGUUCAAUUUAAUUGGUGUAUAUAAAGAACAUUUUGCUUACCUUGGUUCAGUGUUUUACCCUAUUGGAGAAGUUUAGUAACAGCACUAACUCUUCAAGAUAUGAAUUACAUGAACCAGAGUCAAUUGCAUUAUUACAUUUUACAAGAAUGUUUAUUGUGUACUGUGUUAACAUUUUAGAGAAAGAAGAAACUGCAUAUCACACCUGUCCUAGCACAUUAUUGUAAUGAGGUUACCAAAAGUAUUGUUAAGUUUUGUUUAAGAGUCAUGCUAUAUGAUUCAAUUGUUCAACCUGCCUUUGAUGUAACAACAUGAUAAUGGGCACGUAAUUUUAAUGGUGAUAGUCCAUUGAUUUGUAGAUCAUGGUUCAAGAGUAUGUCAGAUUGUAACAGAUAGUUUUUUUGGCUUAGCAUAUAUUGUGUAAACCCAGCAAAUCAUUAGUUAGCAUUUUAGAUUAAUCUAGCCAAAUUGUGGUUUAUUAAGUAAAUCAUAGUUAAAUAUACUUGAAUGUUCUUUGAAUUAGGCCUAACCCUUAUAAUAUUUAGGAGCUGCAAAUAAAAUAUAGCCAAUUUCCCUGAUUUCCUGAUUUGCGGGCUAAAAUUCAUAUCCAACAUAAUUAUGACCACAGUGGCUGAGAUGAGGGUUGUAGGACAAAUAGCUGGAGGAUAUGAUUUCAGGGAAAGAAAGCUGAAAUAAAAAUUCUGCAUAGAGCAUACAGAUACGUUAAAAACAUACAAUAUGUGACUUUGAUAUGCAUGACUCAUACAAAUUCAUGAAUAACUGGAUCUUCUGUAUAGGUGCUUGGAAGAGAAUCUGGCUGAUGGAUUUACACUCUAAGAUGGAUGUUCACAGACUGCUGUCUUAUGAUAUGUGGAAUCAGUGACUCUGUAAAUUGGGUCACCUGUAUGCAGUCUUUUUUCAGCAGAACAGUACUUGCAUUUUUCCUAGUGUUACAAGAAUGAAUAAAAAACUUCAUUACUUAAUAUCCACAAAUCUUGAUUCCAGUUUUAAAGUGUUUAUGGAUAUCCCUUUUUUUCUCUCGUUUUAAUUCAUUUCAGAAAAAGGGAUUUUUGAAAAAAUAUAUUCACUACAGGGCAGCAAAUAUCACUAGAAUUAAGGAACCAGUGGGAAAUAGAUCAGGUAGUAUUGUGCAGGAAUUUUCAAACUUUUCCAGACUGUGAAACAUUGGUUGUUUUUUUUAAAAAAAAAUUCUUGGAAACCCUGAUCAAGAAGCAAAUCUCCAGUGAUAGAAAAUUGGCUUUUAUAACUCUUAAUUUCAUGGAACUCUUAAGAUUCCUCAGAAUACAGCUGGAAAACCUCUAGGCUAGGCAAGGAGUAGCUUUACUUUUGGAUUUUUUUUAUUGCAAGAAAGAGUUCCCAAUUAAAUAACUGUAGAUAUCACAUAUAAAUUAUGUGUGGUCAUUUUUUGCCUCAAUAAAUGAGAUAUACACUACCGAAACUUAAAUACUUUGGCCACCUAAUGAGAAAGAAGGAUUCAGGAGAAGAGCAUAAUGCUGGGAAAAACUGAGGGCAAAAGAAGAAGGGGACGACAGAAUGAGGUGGCUGGAUGGAGUCACUGAAGCAGUCAGCUUGAGCUGGAAUGGACUCUGAGGGAUGGUAGAGGACAGGAAGGCCUGGAGGAACGUCCAUGGGGUCGCGAUGGGUCGGACACAACUUCACAACUAACAACAAUACCAAAUUCUAGAAGAUGGUCCUUAAUUUUAAAAAGAUAAGCCUUUUGCAUAUUUUUAGAAUUAGGACUAACCAACUGAGCAAGGAAAAAAUAUUCUUGGAACAAUGUUGAAAACAAGGGAAAGAAAUUACUCAUUUGGCUCUGGCACGUGUGUUCAAGAAGAAUUCAAACAACAUUACCAAAUUAAUAGGUAACCCUAUGAUGAUUUUAAAAAACUUACAGCUGAGAUACUUCCAGAAAGAUUUGUACACUCAUUGUAGAAACAAAAACUUCCAAGUACUUACCUACCAGUGAGAAAUAAUUAAUACUUUUCAGUUUUCACCUAUCCUUAAUAACACUUUUUAUAUUCUGUUGGUUCCAUUACCACAAGCUAAAGCAUAAAUCACGGUUAACAAACCAUUUUGGCUAUGUUCACAUAACACAUAUCCACAAAGUAUUUCAUAACAUACCAUGAUUGCUUUAUUCAUUUGAUAAUGUAGUUUGAGGCUGACUUAACCACUGUAGUUUAUUUAUUAUUUAAAUAAAUGUUAAGUGAAUAGAAAUUUUGAUUCUAGAUCAGUCCAUCCUCUACAUGACAAUAUUUUUAAAAAGCAUAAAAAUAGGAAAAAUACUAGCAACCUUUCCUGUAUCUCUGAGCAAUCUAUAUUCUAAAUACUGUAAAUGUUACACUAUAUUGUAAAGAGUAUAAUGUAACACAACUCUAGUCCAGACCAUACAGAUUUUACUGUAACUGCUUGCACAGCAGAUAUUUAUUAAACUACGACUGGAUAUCCCACAUAAGUGAUUAACUAAUUUAGAAACUAGAAUGGCAAAAACCAGAGACAGGUGAGGAAAACAACUCUUGACUAUGUUUUGGCUGUGCUACUACAUAGUAGAACCAAAUGCAAAACAAGUCCUAUGGUGUGAUUAGGAAUAAAGCCAAGCACACAUCCUUUAGCCACGUUCCUACGAUCAUUUGAAGGCUUUCAUUUCCCCCCUCAGGUGCUCCACCCUGGAAGGAUACCCACCCAAACUUCCAUCAGUUUCAACUAAUUUUGGCUAGUUUUAUCUCACUGAUAGCUUUGCUGCAGUGGUUACUACUACCAUGUGGUACCAUCCAGGCAGCCUGUUGUUGUUUUUCUUCUGCUUCCUUGCUUGUGAUUUAUAUUCUCCAGACCCUGGGCUUCUGUCUCAAGGCAGGAGCCACCUGCAAUGGGUUCAGGAGCUAGCCCGACACCCACGAUAUGGACCUUGUUGGAUGGAGGCCUUGAGACAAUUGGAUGGUGGGUGCAAGGAGUUGAACGAAGAACAGCAAAGCCGUAUUGCACUGGCAUUUGCUCAUUGCCACCUACAACGGUCUGGGAAGAAGUUCCCACCCUGUGAAAUUGGUAGCUCUAUCCGUGACUGCACACAGCACAUGGAUCCAGUGGCUUUUGGCGUGUACACUGAGUUUUUCACUCAUGCUCAUGCCAUCUGUUAUUUCCUUCACCAUGAGGCUUGGCAGCAGCAGGCCCAAGAUACUGUGCACAGGCUGAUCUCCUCUUCAGAAACGGUGGCCCAUCAGUUGGAAUCUACCAACCAGCUUGCAGAAGAGACUGCUCGGAUCCAAAAUGCCACUUUGCGCUCUCAGGAGCAGAUCCUGCGCGAUGGGGAGCUGCUAUGGCAGACGCUGCGUGACUCCUCCCAAGGCAUCCACCAGGCCUUCCAAGAACUGCAGAAUUCGGCCAUGGAGCAACGAGUGGCUUUUGCAGAGAUCUUCAGUCGGGUGGCCUUCCUGCACCGCUUUGUAGUGGGGGAAUCCAAUGCUCUCUAUUCUGUCUUCUUCCAUCUCUUGAGCGGUGUUACUGCCCUGCUGCUGACCUCUAGCCAGCGAACUGCAAAAGCUCGGCUCAUUUUGCUGACCUUGGUGGGAGCUAAUGUUUAUCUAGAACGUGUUGUUUGCAAUGUUCUCCUGGAUCGCUCAGAAGAGGGCUACGAUCUGACGGAAAGCAUCUCCUUCUGGGUCGGCCUGACCCGCCGGACCUUUGCUGGACUCUGCAUAGCUAUACUAGCUUAUUUUAUUUGGACCUACAAGGACCCAGCCAAACAGAGCCAAGAGGUGCUGCAGAGUCUGCAGGAAACUCGGAAAGAGAUUCAGCAACUUUUACAAGAAACAGAGCGGCUGUUGGCUAACCCAGAGCUUCUGUUUCAAGACACCAAACCUAGAACAGAAAAGGAGGUUUCGACUGAUAUGGGAGUCUCAAAGCUGCUGUUCUGUUCAGAGAAGAGAGCUAAAAUGGAUGCAAAAGAAUAUUGGGCUGAAUAUCAGAGAAUUCCUUCUCUAGCAGACUGUGAAAACCAAAGCUGGGCUGUAAAGCAGUUGAACUACAAACACAAUCUGCAAGCAGUUGAUGAGAUACGGACCAGUAGCCCCAGACAGAGAGGAUGGCCAUCUUCCCAGACUCAUUGUUCAUUGUCUCGCCGGCAUAGGCAAUCCCAAAACGUGGCUACUCAGCUGCUGACAAUCUCUAUACCUGUGGAGGGGACACCGCGGUACAACCUUCGGCGCCGCCAGUCUCUACAAGACCCAGACUCUUUCACAAGUCGAUAGGCCUGAGCCCCAGAUGUCUGCAAGAGCAGCCAAAGACGUAUAAAUAACUCCACUGUGUAACGAUGCAGCCAAAGGAAGCAGCAUCUCUUUUGGCAAGGUUUUGGUCAAUAAUCACACUUCUUUUGAGUAAGAAAAUAAUCCAUCUGGGACAUAUGUUUCCUUUUAUUUGAUUUUUCUCCGAGUAUCCUAAGAUCUCUAAAGAUAUUAAAGAACCUGGGCAGGCAAGAGUUGAGCUGGAUAUUAUUAUGCCUGGGUUUGAUGUGGCCUGCCUCAUAUUCUUUAUCUAGCUUUUGAUUUUCACUCCCUGGUUGGCAGGACAAUAGAUCAAUAGACGGACAACAGUUACAAAGAAUUUUUUAAAUUAAUUUUAAUUAAGUCUAGAAUUUCUCUCCAUACAUGAUUUGGCCCAGUAACCACCACCUUUUUGCAACUCUGACUAGAACUGAAGUGUCCCCCUGAGUCACUGUUCUCAAGAACGGCAUUCCUGUUCGGCAUUCCUGUCCUCUUUUUGAAGAGCCGAAGUCUACAUCUGCUUUUACCUCUGUUCAUUCAAAUUUGGCACUGGAGACGCUUGAGACCGAGUUGGAACGAGACUUUCUUUUUUGUCAGUCUGCUGUGAUAUUAAGGGCCAAAUCUGAGACAAUGUUAAUGCAAUUGCACUCUUAUUUUAACAGUCUAAUUUUAACCUCUUCAAUAAACUUUCUUGUCAAAACA